AUGAAUAAUCCAUAUAUAGAUGUCUCUGUGUUGAAAGUGGCUCCACGGGUUAUUUCGCAGCGUGUGGAAUGCCAGCGAAAGACACAUAUUGUGGAGAAGACUUUCGGACUCGUAGCGCAAACACUCCCUCUACUUAAUACUACCAUGUCCUGUGAAGUGUGCGCAGUCUCACCUCAUUCUUUGCAAACAGCUGAGAAGGAACCAAUGGAUCUCUUAACAGAGGAUAGGCGUAGAAUAUCAAGCAUCACUGUAGAGACCAUUGCGGGAAGUACAGUGGAUGUUCCAGUCUUUUCUACCACUACAUCCCUCUUAACAACAGAUAACAGUGGUGAUAAGGAAAAUGGAGAGAAAGUAUUUGUUGAUAUUUCCUCUAUUUGUUCACAGGAUAAUGCACUUCUGCGUGAUGUGGAAACUGGAGAAGUUCUCGUUCCACAGCCACAGACAUUUCGCUAUCAUGUACACGGUGUUCAUACAGAUAACAGUCGUCGUAUUGCUCGUAAACGGAAAAGAAGAAUUGUGGUACUUCACAAACUGGGCGGUCGAUAUCAGGUGGUUGCUGUGGUAUUGAAGAAAGCCACUGUAAAGGUAAGUAAACCGGAAGAGUGA
Trypanosoma theileri is the source of this 606-nucleotide messenger RNA. RefSeq lists its product as uncharacterized. NCBI's taxonomy places the organism in Eukaryota, Euglenozoa, Kinetoplastea, Trypanosomatida, Trypanosomatidae. The transcript has a single exon. The record is from RefSeq and is a predicted model, not a curated record. Bases 1 to 606 code for a protein of 201 amino acids.